Aspergillus steynii IBT 23096 is the source of this 777-nucleotide messenger RNA. RefSeq lists its product as uncharacterized. Lineage: Eukaryota; Fungi; Ascomycota; Eurotiomycetes; Eurotiales; Aspergillaceae. The record is from RefSeq and is a predicted model, not a curated record. The transcript has a single exon. The coding region runs from base 1 to 777 and encodes 258 amino acids.
AUGAAAAUAUUUGCAUCGUGGCUGGUGUGGCUGGCGGCCGUGACUCCCUUCGCUCGGGCACUGCCCUUGCAAGAGCGCGACGUCAAUCUGUUUGAAGAACGGUUCAUCAAUACACUGGACUACUCGCUCGGCAACGACAGCGUCAAGUUGAUUGGCUUCAAAACCGUGCGCAUUCCAUCCCACGAGCUCAAUGAUCUGAACGAUCACUACGACAGCAACCCUCAGGAAUGGGGGAAGCUGUCCAACUACUUCUAUGAUCGUGCCUCGGGCACGUUUAGAGUCUACUUUCCGGUCGAAGGGGCGCUGGUGGCACACGACGGCCAACAUCACGAAGCCAACUCUCUGGGAGAGCUGAACCUGCAGCAAGUGAACGGGGACCUCGCCGUGCUGGGUCGGAAGCAGACCGACCAGGUGACGGGAGUCGAGGGUAACAUCAUCCGCGACGGCAUCAUUUUCCUCGACAACGCCCCACGGCCUCUGUCCCAGUACGGACGGGUGUUUGUCUACGAUUUCGGGGAGAAGGUCAUCCUGGACCACGGCCACGGCCACCAGAAGCGUGGAGACAAGAAAUCGUGCAUGAAAAACCACGGCGGACCCAACUGCAGCAACAAAUUCAAGAUCCACAGCAAGAAAUGCAAGAAACGGAACGAUAUCUGCAUGGACUACAACGGAAGCUUCUCCACCUGCAAGAAAAACGGACCGACCUGGCGCAACUUUCCGGGCAGCGACUGCGCCAAGGCAUUGGCUCGCGGGCACUGCUGGAAUGAAGUGAUGUAA